CAUUUAUCGACGCGCAUACGAGACGUCAAGCUGUGUCCGAUGUGUGUCACUUUUUCUUCGGAAACGCACACUCGCUUAAAGUCAACAGUCAUAAGAGAACGCGCAACAACUAUCGAUAUAUCGCGCGACGGCGUGCAACAAACAACAGAACCGCGACUCAUCGCUCGGGCUUGCAUGUCGCGUCUCCCGUGAGCCUCAAUGAGCCCGCGAUGACGUCUCCGGCGAUCGGCAUCGAUCUGGGCACAACGUACUCCUGCGUCGGGGUCUUCCGUCAUGGCAAGGUGGAGAUCAUCGCCAACGACCAGGGCAAUCGCACCACGCCGAGUUACGUCGCGUUCACGGAGGCCGAACGGUUAAUCGGCGACGCGGCGAAGAACCAGGUGGCGAUGAAUCCGACGAAUACGAUUUUCGACGCCAAGAGAUUGAUCGGCAGACGGUUCGACGAUCCGUCGGUGCAGUCCGACAUGAAGCACUGGCCCUUCGCGGUCGUCGACGACAAUGGCAAGCCGAAAAUCCGACUGCGAUAUAAAGGGGAGGCGAAAUCUUUCUUUCCCGAGGAGAUCUCCUCGAUGGUGCUGACGAAGAUGAAGGAAACGGCGGAGGCUUACUUGGGCGCGACCGUCACGGACGCCGUGAUCACGGUGCCGGCGUACUUCAACGACUCUCAACGUCAGGCUACCAAGGACGCGGGCGCCAUCGCCGGCCUGAACGUCCUGAGGAUCAUUAACGAGCCGACCGCAGCCGCCAUCGCUUACGGGCUCGACAAGAAGGGCCGCGGUGAAAGGAGCGUACUGAUCUUCGAUCUCGGCGGCGGUACUUUCGACGUAUCGAUACUGACUAUCGACGAUGGUAUAUUUGAGGUGAAAGCGACGGCCGGUGACACCCAUCUCGGCGGAGAGGACUUCGACAAUCGUCUGGUCACGUACUUCGCGCGGGAAUUUGCGAGAAAGUACAAGAAGGACCUGACGAGGAACAAGCGCUCCCUUCGUCGCCUGAGAACCGCCUGCGAGCGCGCCAAGAGGACCCUGUCCUCGUCCACGCAGGCCAACCUCGAGAUCGACGCUCUGCUCGACGGCGUCGAUUUCUACACCUCGAUCACACGCGCUCGCUUCGAGGAGCUGAACCAGGACCUCUUCAAGAGCACAUUGGAGCCGGUGGGGAAGGCGUUGCUCGACGCUAAAAUGGACAAGUCGAAGGUCCACGAUAUAGUUCUCGUCGGCGGGUCAACGAGAAUACCGCGCGUACAGAAGCUGCUGCAGGAUUUCUUCAACGACAAGGAGCUGAACAAGUCCAUAAACCCGGACGAAGCGGUGGCUUACGGGGCCGCGGUGCAGGCUGCCAUUUUGCACGGCGACAAGUCCGAGGCGGUGCAGGAUUUGCUGCUGCUCGACGUAGCGCCGCUGUCGCUUGGCAUCGAGACGGCCGGCGGUGUGAUGACGGCUCUCAUCAAGCGCAACACGACGAUCCCCACGAAGCAGAUGCAGACGUUCACUACGUACUCGGACAAUCAGCCGAGCGUGCUCGUACAAGUUUACGAGGGCGAGAGGGCGAUGACCAGAGACAACAACCUUUUGGGGAAGUUCGAGCUGUGCGGCAUUCCGCCGGCAGCGCGCGGCAUACCUCAAAUCGAAGUUACGUUCGACGUCGACGCCAACGGCAUCCUGAACGUCUCCGCGGUGGAGAGGUCGACGAACAAGGAGAACAAAAUAACGAUCACCAAUGACAAGGGACGCCUCAGCAGGGAAGACAUCGAGCGGAUGGUGAACGAAGCGGAAAGAUAUCACGCGGAGGACGAGAAACAAAGGGAGAGGGUCGCGGCUAAGAACGACCUCGAGUCAUAUUGCUUCAGCGCGAAGAGCGCGCUCGAGGAGGCGAAGGUCAAGGAGAAGACACCGGAGGCUGAUCGAAAACGCGUCAGCGAGAAGUGCAACGAGAUUAUCAAGUGGAUGGACACCGAUGCGUUCGCGACGGCGGAGGAGUACCGGGCGAAGCUGAAGGAAGCCGAGGAGGUACGCUGAAGUUCGCGCGUAUUUUCCUCUUAUAUUCGCGCGCAUCUUUCGGCAAAUAGGUCUGUUCGUUUCUCCGGGGGGGACAGGUAUACUUUUCUUCGCUCAAACUUAUUGCACCAGUCCGGAAGCUCUCUUCGAAAACAAGCAGACGGAACGGUACGUUCUCCGAAUGGGAAUGGGCCUGGUGGGCAGCGUCGAUACGAUUUUCCACGCGUCGCACUCACGCUCUCUAUCGGCGCUUCAUUUGGCGCUUCGUAUCGGCGGAAUCAUUUGGUCGUGAUAGAGAGACAGAGAAUAUUGAGUUUACCGAGACGGUUAUGUAUUCGGGGGAAAUUUAGAAUUGUGUUUUGUGAUACCCGGCGGUAGUGUCCAAGAGUGGAUGAUGAGUUCAUUUGUGGCUCUCGUGGUGUCGAGAAAUCAAUGUGGUGGAAUAUUAAUUGUCGCUGCGAUAUUAAUCAUCGCGAGUGUCGUAAUUGUACGACGAAUCGUCAUGAGUAAUUCUUCUCUCGACAACACACGCGCUUAUGGCGUUGUGUGUGUGAUUUCAUCGGAGUGGCCAAUGCCAAUGGAUCUCUCUCCCGAAUAGAUCGAUAGAACAUUUCUUUCUUUCUUGUUUUCUUUAACACAACGGAAACGUCUUUUUCCUAGUCUUACACCUGUAGUCUUUUGCGCGCCGGUGUGCUAUUUUUCGUUCGAUGAUGCGUUAUCUACCGUUAUACUAAGAAGUAUCCCCUUCUAUCUUGGUUUCUAUCUUGGUCGCUCACCGAUAACCGAUGACGACACACCGCGAAAAUCGAUUCAUGCACGCGUAUUGUGUCAUCGCGGAAGUAAUAACUUUCAGGUGUGCAAGCCUAUCAUAACGAAGUUGUAUGAAUCCGCCGGUGCUGUACCGAGGUCCUCGAGAUGCGACGGGCAAACUACUGCUGGUAACAGCGGUCCGACCAUCGAGGAAGUAGAUUAAUCGUGCGUUAUGAACCAUAAAGGUCGUAUCUCAAAAUACCAUUAGUCGAUAGUACAACAUUAUAUUUUCGAUUCUUUAAACUCAUUGUCAACAUGGUUGACAAAUAUCUUCACCAAGUUUAUAAAUGGAUUCGCUAAAUUGAGAUCUAAAUCUUCACGCGUGAUGAGAGAAAAUGUAAGUCGAAUCCUUUUUCGAAGUAAAGAAUAUCUGGAAAUUUUACAAGAUAUAAAAGUUUCUUACACAAGUAUUCUACCUUCUUGCUUAAACGAAACGCUCGGGCACACGUGGACGUAGACGUUGUGGAGAAAAGUGAGAAGAGAAACUAAAACGAUCGAGUGAGAGGCAAGUC
This is a messenger RNA of Harpegnathos saltator (Jerdon's jumping ant), 3319 nucleotides long. Its product is annotated as heat shock 70 kDa protein cognate 4. Lineage: Eukaryota; Metazoa; Arthropoda; Insecta; Hymenoptera; Formicidae. The coding region runs from base 210 to 2018 and encodes 602 amino acids. Gene Ontology annotation, molecular function: ATP binding; ATP-dependent protein folding chaperone. The transcript is spliced from 6 exons. The record is from RefSeq and is a predicted model, not a curated record.